GCGAGGUCGUGUCGUCACGUGCACCGGCAUAUCCGUCCGUUUAUGCGAGAGAGAUACCUCAUCCCCUUCGUGAAGGAUGGCAUCUAGGAGGAUGGCUCCUCGCUGGUAUAUAUCUGCCCGUAGACUUCGUCCUGAUGCCAGUUCUCUCUAGUCGAGGAUCAUCCAGCUCGUGGGUGCGCGCGACUUAUCGUACCUCCGGCUAGUCACUUCGAAUUUCGAGUCGCGUGUCUCUCGCGUGAUUUCGAGAAUACGAAGUGUUUGUGAUUUAGUCCCCAAUUGUCCAGCCAAGCGUUCGCCAAGCGUUGGAAAGCGAAUUCGAGUCCAACAUGUUGACGACUAAAAAUUUAUCCAAGUGCGUGCUGCUGUUGUUAGCCUGCGGUGCAACUAUUCACGCCGAUGAGGACGGUAGUUUCCUUGAACGAGGAUACCGUGCCCUUUAUCGCGUUUACGAGGAGUGUGAGCAUCGCAAUGUGGCCGUAUCGCCGUGUUUGAAGAAAAAGGCGAUCGCCUUCUUCGAGAGACUCGGUCGUAUACAGACUCUACCGAUCAGCGAUAAUCUCGAGCUGGUCAGAGUCGCAUCUCCGGUGGACGACAGCUCGAGAAACACGGUCUCGGAUCUGGAGAAGACUUUGGCCAGGACCAAUGGAGGUGCCACGGACGAAAUACUCAACGAGCUUCUGUUCGAGCGCGUGGCCGCGCUGAUGAACAGUUUCAAUGUCCAAAUCAGCUUACCAAAGACAAAUUCCGGUGAAUUGAAACGAAGUAUCGAGGAGGGCCGUGGGAAGAUGAAGAAGAUGAUGGGCAUGAUGAUGAUGGGAAUGGCGAUGAAACUCGCUGCGUUAGUUCCCAUCGCUAUGGGCGUAUUAUUCUUGCUUGCCGGCAAAGCUCUGAUCAUCAGCAAGAUCGCUUUGGUGCUGUCGCUGAUCAUCGGUCUGAAGAAAUUAUUGAGCCAAAAGCAAGGUCACGAUCACGGUGGCUGGCAGUCCGGUGGAGGUGGAUGGGACAGAAGUCUCAAGGGAGUUGUAGGCACAUCUGUACCAUCAUUGACGGAAGCCGAUCGCGAGUAUGCUCAAACCUUGGCUUACAGCGCGCGGCAGAAGCAUUAAAGCGAUUCGCUGCAAAAGGGAA
Molecule: messenger RNA, 1128 nt
Organism: Pogonomyrmex barbatus (red harvester ant)
Lineage: Eukaryota; Metazoa; Arthropoda; Insecta; Hymenoptera; Formicidae
Gene: Osi12
Product: DUF1676 domain-containing protein Osi12
Cellular component (GO): membrane
Source: RefSeq, a predicted model, not a curated record